ACCAACCUGGUGCCCUACCCACGGAUACACUUCCCGCUCACCACCUACGCGCCCAUCAUCUCGGCAGAGAAAGCCUACCACGAGCAGCUGUCGGUGCCGGAGAUCACCAACGCUUGCUUUGAGUUCUCCAACCAGAUGGUGAAAUGUGACCCGCGCCGUGGCAAGUACAUGGCAUGCUGCCUGCUGUACCGGGGCGAUGUGGUGCCCAAGGAUGUGAACGCGGCCAUUGCAGCCAUUAAAACGCGCCGGUCGAUCCAGUUUGUGGAUUGGUGCCCCACGGGCUUCAAGGUGGGGAUCAACUACCAGCCUCCCACGGUGGUGCCCGGGGGAGACCUGGCCAAGGUGCAGCGGGCUGUCUGCAUGCUGAGCAACACCACGGCCAUCGCGGAGGCGUGGGCCCGCCUGGACCACAAGUUUGACCUG
Molecule: messenger RNA, 423 nt
Organism: Nipponia nippon (crested ibis)
Lineage: Eukaryota; Metazoa; Chordata; Aves; Pelecaniformes; Threskiornithidae
Source: RefSeq, a predicted model, not a curated record